AACGGAGAUUCGUCGAAAUCUCGAGAUUGAAUUUUUUUGUGGUUUACAAUAUUUUCUCUAUACUUCGUAUCCGAAAAAAUAAAAAGGCGGCUUAAAAAACAAACAAACAUUGAAUGUUGAAAAGAAAUUUCUAUGUGAGUGGGACAAGAGAAUUAAGAAAAAGGUUGAAAAUAUAUAGUUGAUGAUAAAGAAGCAAGCAAAUUUUAAUGUCUGGAUGGGAAUUAAAGAUGCCUUCUCGAGGACGCAAGUUUAUUACAGAAUUUUUGUUGCCUAGCUUGAAUGAGAGAAGAUUUGGGUCACGACUUAUGUGGUUAGAUGUUGAGAACAAAAUUUUCCAAAUGCAAUGGAAUCACAAAUCUUCAUCUGACUGGACAACAAGUGAUGCAGCUGUUUUUGCUGCUUGGGAUCAAAGAAAAGGGCAUUAUAAUCCAAAUGAUAAAGAAUAUUACCCUAAAAGCAAGCAAAGAUUCAGGGCUGCACUUAAUAAAUUCAUAAAACUUAAACAUAUCACAGAAUUAAACAGUGAAGAUAGAUAUACCAAAAUAUAUUGUAUCGGGGAUGGAAAAAAUAUAUUUAAUACUCUUAAUAUUGUUGACAAAAGUGUGAAAGAAAAUGAUGGGAAAGAAAACAAAUCUCAAAUGGAAAUGAAGCAAAAUCCUGAAGAUCUGGUUAUAGAUCCAUUCUGGAAUUCUAAUCUUCUGACUGAUCCCCAAGAAAACUGUGUUAUACUGUAUCUUAAUCAAGAAAUAAAGAAGGAAUCUAUCAUUAGUGAAGAACAAGUUGUUGCAAGUGAAUUUUCUCCAAAAAUGCUGCAUUUUGAGAAUCGUCAAAAUUAUAUUAAUUUUCUAAAUUCCACAAACGAUAUUAAGAAAAAUUUUUCUGCAAAUGAAGUUUCAAAUAUUUUAAAAGAAAGUGAUGUAAGAUCAUUAAAUGAUGAUGAUGAAUCUCUUGUACCAGAAACAAUUUAUGAGAAAGAUAAUCAUUUGAAAAAGGUAAUAACCAUUGAAAAUGAUGAUUUUCAUGAUUACCUUCUUCGUGUUAUGGAAACAUCAAGACAAAAGAAAUGGUCUGAUAAUGAAUUUCCUGGAACUGACGAAGAACUUUCAUUUGAUCUUUCUGUCGAAUUAAUAUAAUUAUUUAAUGGUUACAACUGUGCCUACCUUUGUUGAAAUUGAUCUCAUGCUUAAGGCAUAGAAAGACAUUUCUUACUAAAUUCUUCUAACUAUAUAUAUUUCAGAUUUUUAUGUUUUAUGUAACUUACUACAGUAAUAUAAUGAGCGAUUUUAAGCAACCACUAUACAUUAUAAUUAAAGUAAUCUAUUACUGUCCAAGUUUUCAUAUUGUGUAAUGUAAUUUGCAAUUCAUUUUUAUAUGCAGUAGAAACUCUGUUGUAAAUUAUUGAGCUACAUAAUUAAUAUAGAUUUUUAUGAAAUCAUAUGUUGUAGUAAUUGAAUUUGUACUCAUAAAAAUUGAAAGAAUUAAUCAUAUAGAAUAAUUAAUGGAAUAAAUAGAUUUGUAGAAUUGUUUCUUUUUAGUUAAAUACUGUUGUGAUAGUUGUUUCUUUUAACUGAAAUAUGUCUUCUUCCAUUUCUUUUUCGAUAUAUAAUUUUUAACUAGUUAAUUUAUGUUUUGCUAUUUCUUGAAGUUCCAUUAAAGGGGGAAACAUGCACCCUCAGAUUUGUCAAUCCUCAAAGGUUUUUGUAAUAUGCAAUAUAUUUUAUCGAUGGUGCUGUAUAAAGUUGUCUUUAUAGAAAGAAUUUUAGAUUAUUUGAUGUGUAAAUUUUGUAAUAUAUGUUAAAUUGCUUGUGUAAAUAUU
This is a messenger RNA of Argiope bruennichi, 1816 nucleotides long. RefSeq lists its product as uncharacterized. The record is from RefSeq and is a predicted model, not a curated record. Gene Ontology annotation, cellular component: nucleus. The transcript has 12 exons. Gene Ontology annotation, biological process: regulation of transcription by RNA polymerase II. Lineage: Eukaryota; Metazoa; Arthropoda; Arachnida; Araneae; Araneidae. The coding region runs from base 207 to 1133 and encodes 308 amino acids. Gene Ontology annotation, molecular function: DNA-binding transcription factor activity, RNA polymerase II-specific; RNA polymerase II cis-regulatory region sequence-specific DNA binding.